This is a messenger RNA of Brassica rapa (field mustard), 1580 nucleotides long. RefSeq names its product F-box/kelch-repeat protein At4g39550. Gene Ontology annotation, molecular function: protein binding. Lineage: Eukaryota; Viridiplantae; Streptophyta; Magnoliopsida; Brassicales; Brassicaceae. The record is from RefSeq and is a predicted model, not a curated record.
CUAAAUAAGAGAUAUUUUGGUAACCCACUUAAAAAAUGUUUUUGGUAGCUCUAUAUGUAAAAAAUUUGAAUUAUCAUUUUGGUUUAUCGAAAUCUUUGAAACCAAGCAAACACAGGACUUUGAUUUUUUUUUUCAACUACAGUAAAAACAAAAUAAAUUCAGUUUAUCAAAGUAAAAAUAAUGGAAAGUUUUGAUACUAAAGUAAAAAAAAUGGAAAUUCAUAGACAAACCAACCAUUGGUUUUCAUCUCGUUAGGACUUGUAACAAGAGCGGAAGGGAAUACAAAAACCGACAUCCUGUCUGUUUUAUUCUCUAUAUAUAAAUCUUUGUUCUUUCUUGGAUAAGAAGUAUAAUAGAUACAGAUGUAUGAUCAGCUGCUAUAUUCUGCUUUGAUCCCGUCAAUGUCGUCCCCGGAAAAGAGAACUAGUAAGAAGAAGAAGAAGGAGCCGUCGCCGAAUCCGUCACUCCCGGAUGAUUUCCUAUUGAGCUGCUUCGCCCGCAUCUCAACGUUGUACUAUCCAUCUCUCUCCCUCGUCUCCAAAAGCUUUCGAUCUCUCCUUACUUCACCGGAGCUUUACAAGGUACGUUCACUCUCGGACCACACAGAAUGUUGUCUUUACGUGUGCAUACAAUUCUUUUCCGACCUGGGUCCUACCUGGUACACCCUAUGCCGGAAACCUGACCAAACCAAGUCAUCAUCAUCAUCAAGUGAGUAUGUUUUGGCUAAAGUCCCAAUACUAAAUUCUCCUCGUGCGUCCUUUACAGGUCUCGUGUCGGUUGGUCCUAAUAUCUACAACAUUAAUAGCGGACCGGUCUCGAUACUAAAUUGCCGGUCUCACACAUGGAGCGAGGGUCCAAGCAUGCGUGAUGAUCUCUAUUCACUUUCUGCUAGCGUCGUUGAUGAAAAGAUAUAUGUAAUAGGUCGUUCGAGAGAUUGCAAGAACUCGUUACAUAAAAGCCCUUUAAAAAAAAAAAAAAGAAGCAGAAGUCGUUACACGUGUUCGACACAGAAACUCAAACUUGGGAUCCUGUAACCAUUGGACUAAAAGACGGAUUCUACAACGAAUCUAUUGACGGAAAGUUCCUCGUAGUGGCGAGUAACAAAGAGGUGGUUAUUUACGAUUUUAAGAAAGUUAGAUGGGACGUGGUCAGAAUCAGAUCAAGGGAUGGAUUGAUCUGCUUACUGCGAAAUAGACAACGUCCUGUACUCUGCUUGGGGGGGGGGGGGGAGAGAUAGUUCAGAUGGUACGACGCGAAGGCAUAUAUAGGAAGGUGGAGAGAGUUGGAGGGGUUGGUAGGACUUCCCGAGCUCACUAGUGAAUCAAGUGUUAGAUUGGCUGAUCAUGGAGGAAAGAUGGCGGUUUUGGUGAGCCAAAACCUGUCUUUUUAUAGUCGUUUCUCGCAUAAGAAGGUGAUUUGGUGUGGGGAGAUUUCACUUGAAAGGCGCAACGGUGGUUGUGAAAUUUGGGGAAAAGUUGAGUGGUUUGAUCAUGUGCUUACGGUCCCUGCAGGAUGUCAUGUAGUGAAGGUUCUUGGUGUUACUGUGUGAUGACUGAUGACUGAACUUUUGUGAACGUGUG